Molecule: messenger RNA, 1186 nt
Organism: Phlebotomus papatasi
Lineage: Eukaryota; Metazoa; Arthropoda; Insecta; Diptera; Psychodidae
Product: putative ferric-chelate reductase 1 homolog
Exons: 6
Coding region: 278-1117 (279 amino acids)
Molecular function (GO): oxidoreductase activity, acting on metal ions
Source: RefSeq, a predicted model, not a curated record
CUCAGUUUUUACAAGCACUGCGCCACGAGUAGUGAAAAUCUGAGGGUUUUGCGGUGGAUCAGGAAAAAGAAACAUAUCUGGAAGCAAUUUUUCUCUUGAUUGUUUGCAAAAUAUAUUCUUCAUUUUCGUAUUUGAGCGCCGCGUGGUGUUUGGCGGAGUUUUCUGCGGAGGGUGAGCUUGAUGUGGGGUGGUUGGCAGGCUUAAAGUGAAAGUGAACACUCGAGUGAUUGGAGAAAGUGAGGGUUUGGGUCAAAAGUUGCUUGCUGUAUGAAAUUCAAUGUCGUUAAUUGCGAUAUUGUUUGCCCUAUUUGAGGCUAGCUAUGGCUCUCUUCUGGGGGAAAAGUCUGUGCCGAAGCCGGAAUCAGACCAACAAGAUGAUGCCUCAAGUGCAGAUAUUGACAUCGACUUGGACUUGCCAGACGGUGCAACAUUAAUUAAGCUCCAUGGAACGUUCAUGGUUAUUGCUUGGCUCGGGACGACAUCAAUGGGGAUUCUAAUUUCCAGGUACUUCAAACGAACGUGGGUGAAUCGUCAGAUUUUUGGCACAGAAGCUUGGUUCUUCUGGCAUCGUUGUUGCAUGCUCUUCACAUGGACCUUCACUCUGAUCGCCUUCAUUAUGAUCUUCAUUGACGUAGACGGAUGGUCUUAUGACGAGGCACCCCAUGCCAUCCUGGGCACCAUAACCACUAUCCUCUGCUUCUUUCAUCCCAUUCUGGCCAUGUUUCGACCGAAUCCGGGUGACGAGAAACGCAAGUACUUCAACUGGGGUCAUUGGUUUGGUGGCAACCUUGCUCACAUCCUAGCCAUGGUGACAAUUUUCUUAUCAAUCACCGUGAAAAAAGCUCAGCUUCCCGUUUGGAUGUAUGCUAUCUUAUCACUGGUCGUCUUGGCCUACGUCACGGCUCAUGUGUAUUUUACGGUUCUCCUCCGAAAAGCCCAACAGCACGGUGCCUAUGCGAAUCGCAAUAUCGACGCUCCAUACUCAACGUGGCGAAAACGAGGACUUUUGAUCUUUGGCCUCAUAUUUUUGUGCUUUGUCGUCGCUAUCGCCACCAUCAUCAUUCUUGCUCCAAUUGGCAAUGGAGGUACACCUGAGGAUCAGACCGAGAAUGUAUGACUGAAUUAAAUGCACUCUAUAUUGUAUAUACUAUGUCUUAGAAAUUAAUAAAGAAACUGUACCUUGAUA